UCUUUUCCCGCUUUUGGAUCUUUGACGGUCGCGAGGUUUUCGCUGCUGCUCCAUUCACUCGUGUCCUUUCUCGAUUGAUUUCUCAGGCUUCUUCAAGUCUAGCACUCUGUCGCUCUCCUCUCCUCCCCCGGAUUCAACUCAACUCUCGAUCCUCUCUCCCUGUGGACCCCGCGUCUCACGUUUCCUCGCAACGAACGAAAGUCAUCGACAGCCAUCCGGCCGUGUUCGCUUGCCAAUUGAAGAGAUUCCACCGUUGAUAAUCCGAGAGAAUCGCGAGAGAUACUUAGUUGUAUCUCUGUUUCAUCUACAUAGCAAAAAUGGGUAUCACAAUCGUGCUGGGUAGCCAGUGGGGUGAUGAAGGAAAGGGGAAGAUCACCGACAUGCUCUCGCAGCAGGCUACGCUUUGCUGCCGUGCUGCUGGCGGUCACAAUGCGGGUCACACCAUCGUCCACGGCUCGAAGACUUACGACUUCCACAUCCUCCCCUCGGGUCUGGUCUCCCCCUCGUGUAUCAACCUCAUCGGCGCGGGAACCGUCUUCCACGCUCCCAGCUUCUUCAAGGAGUUGGCCGCCCUCGAGGAAAAGGGCUUGGAGGGUGCGGGCAAGCGUAUCUUCAUCUCUGACCGUGCUCACGUCUGCUUGGACCUGCACUCCGUCGUGGACGGCCUGGAGGAAGCGAAGCUGGGUGGCCGCAAGGUCGGCACCACGGGUAAGGGUAUCGGCCCUUGCUACAGUGACAAGGCUUCUCGUCGCGGUGUUCGCGUCGGCGAGAUCUUGGACGAGGCUGUCUUCGAGCGCAAGCUGCGUGCUCUGCACGCCGGAUACACUGCCCGUUUCGGUGACCUCGAGUACAGCGUCGAGGACGAGAUUGCCCGGUUCAAGGAAUACCGUAAACUCCUUGGACCCUACAUUGUCGACCAGCUGGCCUUCCUGCAGAAGUACAAGGACUCCCCCAACACGCUGGUUGAGGGUGCGAACGCACUCAUGCUGGACCUGGACCACGGUACCUACCCCUACGUGACUUCCUCGUCUACCGGUCUGGGUGGUGCCGUUCAGGCCCUGUCCCUGAACCCCACCAGCAUCACAUCGGUCGUUGGUGUCGUGAAAGCCUACACCACCCGCGUUGGCUCCGGCCCCUUCCCCAGCGAACAGCUCAACGAGGUCGGUACGAAGCUGCAGGAAGUCGGUCGUGAAUUCGGUGUCACCACCGGCCGCCGCCGCCGCUGCGGUUGGUUCGACCUGGUCCUCUGCCGCUACUCUCAAGCGAUCAACCACUACACCGCCCUGAACCUGACGAAGCUGGAUAUCCUGGACGACUUUGACGAGAUUAAGGUCGGUGUCGCCUACAUCCUGCCGGACGGCACCCGCACGGAGAACACCAUCCCCGCCGAUGCCGACGUCCUCGACAAGGUCCAGGUGGAGUACGAGACCCUGCCCGGCUGGAAGAGCAACACCAUGGGAGCCAAGAAGUACGAGGACCUGCCCCCGAACGCACGCGCCUACAUCGAGUACAUCGAGCGCGGACUGGGCGGUGUCCCUGUGAAAUGGAUCGGCACCGGCCCUGCUCGUGAGGACAUGAUCGCUCGUGAGUAAGAAAGCAACACUCCAUCCUUUUCAAAAGUCCUGUCGUAGAGGAGCUUCGGGGAGGCAUGAGCGGAUAGAACCAACGAUACAGUUCUUGCAUACAUCUCUAGAACGGAGGGGAAACAAGGCAGGUUGGUUCCUUUCUCUUUCCCCUCCUUCCUCCCCCCUUUUUCUUCUUGAUAUCAUGAGUUGAACUUUGUUUCAAUAUCCUGGAUGAUCCAUUGAAAUCUGGAUCAUCUGUCAUUCUGUACAUUGGAUUAUAUGAUUUUUGCUUUGCGUGAUGUUUGGACGAUCUUUCUGUCGACGAACUUUUUUUUAACGACACCAGUAGAUGGUCGAUGAGGUGGAUCAGACAAAUAGAAUUGAUUUCUUCCCUUUC
Aspergillus steynii IBT 23096 is the source of this 1962-nucleotide messenger RNA. It is a transcript of the gene adB, whose product is annotated as adenylosuccinate synthase ADE12. Lineage: Eukaryota; Fungi; Ascomycota; Eurotiomycetes; Eurotiales; Aspergillaceae. The transcript is spliced from 4 exons. Gene Ontology annotation, cellular component: cytoplasm. Gene Ontology annotation, biological process: IMP metabolic process; 'de novo' AMP biosynthetic process. The coding region runs from base 318 to 1592 and encodes 424 amino acids. The record is from RefSeq and is a predicted model, not a curated record. Gene Ontology annotation, molecular function: adenylosuccinate synthase activity; GTP binding.